This is a messenger RNA of Lobosporangium transversale, 646 nucleotides long. RefSeq lists its product as hypothetical. The record is from RefSeq and is a predicted model, not a curated record. Bases 54 to 506 code for a protein of 150 amino acids. Gene Ontology annotation, cellular component: mitochondrion. The transcript has 5 exons. NCBI's taxonomy places the organism in Eukaryota, Fungi, Mortierellomycota, Mortierellomycetes, Mortierellales, Mortierellaceae.
AGCAUUCCAUCAUUUUCACUCCAUUAAAAAAAAAAAAAAAGAUCUAUUCAAACAUGUCUUUCCUUAGUAGGGCGGGCAUUGCUGCCACUCGUUCAACUCGUGUUGUUCAAAAGAGAUUUGGCUCCCAUGCUGCUCACCACGGCCCCGAGGCCCCUCCUACCAGCGAAGCCUUCACCUCUAACGGAUUCAAGCUCGCUUUGAUCACUGCUGUUGGUUUGCUCGUCUGGUCUCGCGUCGACGAACACCUUACUAGCCAGGGCGAGGAAAAACAUCCUUUAACCCGCUAUAUUGAGUACUACAUGCGCUCUGAGGAAGAAUCCAACCGCAUCAAUGAGAAGCACAUCAAACUUGCACAGGAAGCUGCUGAAGACCUUAAAUUCUAUGCUACUAUCACGCCUCCUCCCAAGGUUCCGCUCCGUUACCCUGAUCUGCUGCACAAUGCCUCAGGCAGAUGUAUCGAGGUUGGCUCCACGGUUGAUACCAAUGUCACUCCCAAGUUUUCCUAAAGCUCUCCGCGGCUGCCCUUGCACCUCCUCUCUCCACUUACUCUCUUUGUCUUCCUCUCGUUGAUGUGAAAUGACAAACCAAUAGUUUAGACCGCAGAAAAAAAUAAAAACCCAAUAUACAGGUUAUGGAACGCGUCCAC